Zingiber officinale is the source of this 574-nucleotide messenger RNA. RefSeq lists its product as uncharacterized. The record is from RefSeq and is a predicted model, not a curated record. NCBI's taxonomy places the organism in Eukaryota, Viridiplantae, Streptophyta, Magnoliopsida, Zingiberales, Zingiberaceae. The coding region runs from base 110 to 394 and encodes 94 amino acids. The transcript is spliced from 2 exons.
CCUUUUUAAAACGGGUUUCGAACGAGAAACUCCCUCAUCCCUCCUCCGUCUCUUUCUAUUUUAUUUUAUUUUUUUUCUCGGCGAUCAGGCGGCGACGGCCGGAGGAGAGAUGGCCUGGUGGGCUCGAAUGGUCUCUCCGGCGAGGCGAGUAUGUGACGGCGUCGCCUUCCGCUUCGGGCUUCGCAAAUCCGGGUUGAUGAGGCUGAGGAGGGAGGUGCGCACGUGCGAGUACGAGGACGUGCGCGUGAUGUGGGAGCUGCUGACGGAAUCCGCGCGGGCCGGGUCGUACCGCCCGGCGACGACGGCGGCGGAGGAGCCGACGAGGAGGAAGAGUCGACGGAGCAACGGGAGGCAAGGUUGGGCCCUACUUUUUUGCUUCUGCCGAAGGUUCUAGAAUCGCAUAGCCACUGUCCAUUAACCUGCUUCCUUUUCUUCAUUUGGGAUUUUGUAAAUACCAUGAGCUUCAGAUGGCUUGUUAUAUAUUAUGCCUUUUUUCUUCUCGGACUCUAAAGAACUCCUUAUUACCUACCUACCUGCUUGUAGCUAAUCUCAGAUCAAUUGGUUUAGUUUAUUA